ACAUCAGGCAGCUGUCAAUGACAUAUUCGUUGCUUCGUGUAAUUUGUGAAGUUGAAAUUUUCAACCCAUUUAUUUAUUAUUGAAUAUGGUUUUUAUCAACAGAUAAUGAGUUUUUGUAUUUUGUGGAUUAAAGGCAAUUAACUGUACAAGUGUAUAAGAUUAAAUAGUUGUGAAUACUUUAUAAUGGAGGAUCUCAAUUUGACAGAAACCGAGAUGAGAUAUUUCGGUGAUUUGUUUUUAUGUUGCGAUGAGGAAUCCAACGGGAAAAUACCGAUUCUUAAAGCCACAGAACUUUUUAGAUCAUCGAAUAUACCUAAUGAUGUACUAAGACAGAUCAUGGAUAUGAGUGUGUCGCCUAAUAGUAGUUCAUCUUUAAAUCACAUGAAUAGAAAGCAAUUUUAUUCGGCCUUAAAACUUAUAGCAGCCCAUCAAACUAACAUGGCAUUGAAACCUGAACUUUUAUCAACACCUCUAGACCUUCCUUUGCCACGGUUCACAUGGGCCCUUAACUCGGAUGCAAAUGCAGACCUAAUACAGCUAUCCAACUCUCCUAAAGAGCAGCACAUUUCGAAAAGGGAAAGAAAUUUUGUUGAGAGGAAUCUAGGUGCAUAUGAACCAAUAAGAGUGUCACUGAAUUUGUCUGAUAGUGAUGUUCCUCAAACUUUAUCACAUGAUGCUACAGAAGCAUUGAGUACCGACUCUGAAAUUGAAUCAGAAACCAUGUCACAAAGGAGUGGUUCUUGUGAGAGACGGGCGAAAACUGGAUCCCCAUGGAGUACAGCGAGUGAAAGUCCCACUCCAACUAACAGUGUCGCAGAAAGAGUCCACCCAGUUUGGGAGCAUAGUGCGACUGGUAGAGGUGUAUGGCCUACCAACACAGCUGAGGAACAUACAAGACUUUUAGGCACUGAAGAAGAGUCAUCGGACCGUCACUCGUCGGAGGACGAGGCGGAGGCGGAGGGCGACGUGUUCGCCAUCAGCGAGGCGCAGGCGCGGCAUUACGCGUCGCAGUUUGCGCAAUUGAGGCCUGAACGGGGCCUGCUGUCUGGACCUACUGCUCGAUUGUUCUUUGAGAAAUCUCGUCUACCAGUUCCAGAUUUGCGUAAAAUUUGGCAAUUAUCCGACAUUACCAAAGAUGGAAUGUUAACCUUGGAAGAAUUUAGCAUAGCGAUGCAUCUCAUAGUAUUGAGACGAAACAAUAUACCAGUGCCAGAUGUGUUGCCGGCUUGUUUAGUGCCCAAGGUGGACUCGCAUUUCUCGCAACAAGCAGUAACUACGGACCUCGUUGAUUUAGGCGCUGAUAUGUUUAAUUCAGGUACUUCCGCUGAUUUCAAUUUCGCACCAAAACCAGAAACUAAUGACCCCUACGAGAGCAAACCAGUAAAGAAGGCAGAAGAGAGGCAACCUACUCUCUCGCCACCAAAACCUGAACCGCAAGUUAAUAAUAAGGAAUGGACCAAGUUCGUCGACUCCCCAACGUUCAGCGUUUCUAGUCCUGGCCCCAAACCUGUGAAUUUCGACUUCCACAAAUCGGCUCUGGAAAGAGAUCCCAAAAUUUUUCAUCCGGUCGCUUUGAGGGUUACGCCAGAAGCGAACACUCUUCCCCACGAGGCUGAGUUGCGUUCGAGCACGUCUCCGCGCCGCGAUGACAUUGCCCACGCUUUCGAGCUGACAAGUCCGAAACGAGUCAGUUCUCAGAACGAACAACCGUCAAAUGGAAAUUCAGAGAUCAAAUCCAUCCAGCGUCCGCAACCCAAGAAGCCCGUGAAGAGUGUUGGGGUUCUGCCGCCACCUCCAGCUCGGGAGUCGUCCGUGCACGCCGAGGAAGGCCCCCAAUCCCUUCAAUAUGCGCCCAAGAAGGACCCACCGCCGCCGCCUCCCCCCCGACCGAUACGGAACCACACCCGUUCCAGCUCGUUGGAUUUGAACAGAUUCAAAGGGGCCGCGCCGCCCCCCCAACCGCCGCCGAGAAUGUCUCCAUCCGCCACGUCACCGCCGUCGAGGCGCCUGGUGAACCAGAAGAGCGAGGGCGAGCCGGCGUUCCCGCCGGACGCGUUCGCGCCGCGGGAGUACCGGGAGUACGAGGGCGAGGGGUUCGGGUACAACAGGGAGGACGCGCCUAAGAUGCACGGCGCGUUCGAGGUGUACCGCAAGCCGUCCAGGGAGUCGUCGUGCGAGGCGGACCCGGACGUGAAGGCGCUGCAGGAGCAGAACGCGGUGCUGCACCGCGUGUGCCGCGCGCUGUGCGCCGAGCUCGCCGACGUGCAGCGCGAGCGCGAGGGCCUGCGCGUGCGCCUCGACGCGCACUCCACCCCCGUCUAGUCACUGCGGGCCCUUUGCCUGCCUAUUUAUUGUCCUCUGUCUGUACAUAGACAUAUUCCAUGUAAUCAUUUAAUCGAUAUAGGUAAUCUCAUAUUAUUUUGUUUGUAUUACGAUCGUAUUUAUGUUAGAUUUUAUUGUUGUACUUGAUGUCGCUACGGACCUAAAUGAUUAAUUUGUGUCAGUUUCGGUUUGAUGUUUCAUUCGAUAUUUGGAUUUUUCAAUUCUGCACAGCUAUUUAUAUGAAGAGGCUAUUUUAAAUAAUAAUAACUAACGAGCACUAUUUAAAUUAAUGACAAAAAAUUGCGAAACUUCCAGAUGUACUUUCUACUAUUUAUUGAAUCGGAGUAUCAUGUGCUUACCUAUAUACUUUUUCAUAUAACUGUCGCUCUAAAUUUGGCCAUCAGUAAUGUCCACCAAAAUAUAUUAAUUUUAUCUUUGUGAUAGUUAGUGAAUUCGGUUCGAUAAAAUCUACCUCAAAAUUUUUCAAUAACGAGAUUAAUCUUUCAGCUAAAGCUAUGCCAAUGUAGACGGAUAUUUAAAUAUUAACUGUUAAGAGUAUUUUAUUACAAUUAGUACAAUGGAUAUAGUAAUUCUGUGAAAUAACUUAAUAUUUUUUUGAAAUAUAAAUAUUGUCACGAAUAAUUUGUAGCCAUAAAGUAUGAAGCAUAAGCAUAAAGCAUUUAUUUAAAAUUUGACAAUUCGACAGUACAAUACUGUAAAUGUAUUCGUAAUGAUUAAUUUAUGGUCUUACACUGAGAUCGAGGUAGAACCGCUUGCAUUGCAUUCCUUUUUUUAUAUAAACGCUUUAUGAAAAUAUAAAAUUAAAAUCUAAAAAAAUGAAUUAGAUUUCGCUAUUUGUGAAUGUUGUAUAUUAUAAAAUAACAUAGGUGUUGUAUAAAUGGAACGGACUAAGGAAAGCUAAAAACUAUGUGAUGUGUUUUACACAAGAUUGUUAUUUUAAGUAGAUAGAUAAUAUUUGUCAUCUAAAAAGUUUUAAAAUUUUGAAGCUGGCAACAUUUUAUGCUAUCCUUGCUAGCGAUUGUUAGCUUAAGUAUAUAAAAAUAGUUUAUAGUGAUGAAGUGUGAACAUGAGUUGUAACUUGUAUAAUAUAAUAAGGUUAUUAUAAAAGCAAAUUUGUUUGAAAUGUACACCAUCUUCGUGUAAAUACAUACUUUUAUUUUUUCCGAAUGCGUUGUCAUUUGUAUCUUAAAGCUUUAUUACACACAAAUCUAUAUUUCGGUCCAAUUUUUGUAAUAAUUAGUAUUCACCAUUAUAUUUACCUAUUUAUGUUUCGUAUAAAAUAUACAGUAAUGCAU
Molecule: messenger RNA, 3638 nt
Organism: Zerene cesonia (dogface butterfly)
Lineage: Eukaryota; Metazoa; Arthropoda; Insecta; Lepidoptera; Pieridae
Gene: Reps
Product: ralBP1-associated Eps domain-containing protein 1
Exons: 6
Coding region: 184-2322 (712 amino acids)
Biological process (GO): endocytosis; endosomal transport
Cellular component (GO): cytoplasm; plasma membrane
Molecular function (GO): calcium ion binding; protein binding
Source: RefSeq, a predicted model, not a curated record